Molecule: messenger RNA, 1172 nt
Organism: Vollenhovia emeryi
Lineage: Eukaryota; Metazoa; Arthropoda; Insecta; Hymenoptera; Formicidae
Product: kielin/chordin-like protein
Exons: 7
Coding region: 5-1012 (335 amino acids)
Source: RefSeq, a predicted model, not a curated record
AUAAAUGACGCGGCGCGUACGCAAGUCGCGCAGGUUUUCACAUUGCGCGAACAUGACACGUCGUGGCUCUCGUUCUCUCAUUCAGAUAUGCGCCUAUCUGGCGUUCAUCACCGUCGCAGUUGCGGGUGAUCAAGAGGAAUGCGAUAAAACGAAAUGCCCGGGUCCAUUGGGGUAUUACGAGGCUCUCGGUUGUACCCCGGUUUAUGAAAAAGAGGGCGAUUGUUGCGCUACAAAAUACAAUUGUGAUCACCUGAAGGGGAGAUCCACUCUCAAGUGUUAUGUCAAUGGUAAAGUGUACGAGAUCGGAGAGAAACUCAAAGAUGAGGACGCGAAUCCUUGUGACAUAGGAUGCACCUGUCACCAAGGAUACGAUGGAAUCGCCAGCUUUAAUUGCGCGAUAGUCGACUGUUUCCAAGGACCAGUACCUCCAGGUUGCUAUAGGCAGAAUUCCCCAUUACUUUGUUGUCCCGGAAAGGACGUUUGCCCUGAAAAUCCCGAAGACAGAGCUGUUUGUAAUGUAGACGGAAAGGAAUAUAAAGAAGGAGAAUACUUUAGUGUCGAAAAUGAACCGGAUUUAAACUGCGUAUGCCAACCGGGCUAUGAAGGACAAAACGUCGAGCCUUUCUGCGCGAAGCCUAAGCGUCCUUAUUGCAGUCCCGAUUUUAAGAAUCCAAGCAGCAUUGUUAACAAUUGCGCUCCAGUUUAUUAUUCCGGUCAAUCGCCGCAGACUAGUUGCAGUGUAUUUGUGAGAUGCCAAAACAACAACGACACUGUUAUUCACAACGAAGACAGUUCAAAGUCCGCCGACAAAAAUCCCGAUGACGAGGACGUUUGUCACUUCGGCAAUAUGACCAUGCACCGCGGCGACGAAUUGAACCAAGCUACAGAUUACAAUUCUGUGUGCGUUAAAUGCGUUUGCGAGGUACCACCUUUACCCACUUGUCAGCGUUUACCGGACGCGGAAUGCGACAUCACGAAACAUCCGCCUUUCCACAAUUUUGAACCUCUGUGAUAAUGUGAUUACUUCCGUUACUCGACUCAGGAUUUCGCGGUAAAUUAGUAAGUAAAUGUAAAAACUUCUCCACACACGUAUAAAAUACUCUAAUGUAAUUUGCAUUUCUUCUUUGAUUACAAUAAAAGAGCAUGUUUUUAUACAUGCACGUUGAAAAAUA